AUACAGCGUCUCUCUCUUUCUCUCUCUAGGUUCAUCUUCUCUCUCUCUCUCUCUCUCUCUCUCUAAGGCGCACGCGAAAAUCAAUUCCUCAAUUAUACACAAGGGGGGAGAUCGCUAUCCGAAAUCUAUUUCUUGCGAUUACGAAGUCUGACAAUAAUAGAGAAGAGAGCGACAGCGAAGAGCAAAGGGGAUCGCCUCGUUUCCCCAUUUUUAUUCUCUACUCAGAUUUCGUGGCACACCCGUUCUCUCCCUCUCUCUCUCUAUUCGUUGCCAGGUUCUGUUCGUCUUCGCCAUUCAAGAACUUAAAAUAACGACUGUUAUUACACAAUUUGAAAGUUUGACAUUCGCUUCUGAUUGAAUAGAGUGCUCUAUGGCGACCAACGAGAAUCUUCCCCCAAAUGUGAUAAAGCAACUGGCGAAGGAACUAAAGAAUCUUGAUGAAACCCCUCCGGAAGGCAUUAAAGUAGGCGUGAAUGAUGAUAACUUUUCGGUUAUAUUCGCUGACAUCGAGGGCCCAGCUGGGACGCCAUAUGAAAAUGGUGUUUUUCGCAUGAAGUUGAUAUUGUCUCAUGAUUUCCCACAAUCUCCUCCGAAAGGCUAUUUUCUGACGAAGAUCUUUCAUCCAAACAUUGCAACGAACGGCGAGAUCUGUGUGAAUGCAUUGAAGAAAGAUUGGAACCCGACCCUUGGCUUAAGGCAUGUCUUAAUUGUGAUCAGAUGCUUAUUGAUCGAACCAUUCCCAGAAUCUGCUCUAAACGAGCAAGCCGGAAAGAUGCUGCUAGAAAACUACGAAGAAUAUGCCCGACAUGCAAGGCUAUACACCGGCAUACAUGCGCUGAAACCGAAGCCCAAAUUGAAGACGAACUCUAUUUCAGAGUCCACGGCAGCCCUGAACGUGGACCAGUCGUCGACGAACGCCUCAUCAAAGUGUGCUGCAGCAGACCAGAAAAAUAACAAUAAUCAGAAUCUCUCUGGCGCUGCACCCCAACCUCCAUUAGCACCCAAACCUGAAAACGGUCAAGGUGGCUAUGCUGCAGCGCUUCCGUCGGCUGAAACAGGAGUCGGCGGAUCGACGGCUCACCCUCCUCUGCUGAAAAAGGAAGCAGUAGUAGCGGCACCAGCGGGGCUGAGCAAAAAGAAGAUGGAUGCGAGGAAGAAAAGCCUGAAGAGACUAUGAAAAUGGAUAAUGAUGACGACGACGAUCGUCGAGCUUCUUCUUGAUCUUCUUCUACAGUCUGUUCCUGUUUUCUGUUAAAUUUCAUCUUCUUCUUCUUGUUCUUAAUCAGGCAGGGCAGGAGGGACGACGACAAUGGUAGAAAUGAAGAAACAAUCAAUUAUUAAUCAAUCAAUCCUUAUGGAUGAUGAUAGAUUUGUAUUAGUCCGUGGGAAGAUACUGAACUUCGAACAGACAGUAUGAUUGAUAUGAUAUACUCUACUAUUACUACA
Andrographis paniculata is the source of this 1446-nucleotide messenger RNA. Its product is annotated as ubiquitin-conjugating enzyme E2 22. Lineage: Eukaryota; Viridiplantae; Streptophyta; Magnoliopsida; Lamiales; Acanthaceae. Bases 371 to 1177 code for a protein of 268 amino acids. The transcript has 7 exons. The record is from RefSeq and is a predicted model, not a curated record.